Molecule: messenger RNA, 2163 nt
Organism: Aedes aegypti (yellow fever mosquito)
Lineage: Eukaryota; Metazoa; Arthropoda; Insecta; Diptera; Culicidae
Product: zinc finger protein 37 homolog
Exons: 7
Coding region: 210-1988 (592 amino acids)
Biological process (GO): regulation of transcription by RNA polymerase II
Cellular component (GO): chromosome; nucleus
Molecular function (GO): zinc ion binding; chromatin insulator sequence binding
Source: RefSeq, a predicted model, not a curated record
AAUUUGUUUUGGUAAGCUUGUGUUGUCACAGUGCUUAAUGUGGCUUGUUUUUAGAUUUGACAGAAAAUAGUCUAAAAUUUGCAUGCAAAGCGUAUACAAAUAUCUCUCCAUUGAGUUACUGAGCGUCAUAAUUCCAGAUUAAUCAAACGGACCAAAAGUGAUUACCAGAAUAAUAGAAUCCUAAUCGAGGCGAAAAAUAAGCACCGAUAAUGGCUUUGGCGACCAUCAAAAGAGAACCGGAAACCACGAAAAGCCCUCUUCAAGUCUGUCGACUUUGUUUGAGCGAAGAGAUCCUGGACGAUGUAUUUGGCGAAGAGGGUCUGCAGCAAUGGAUAUCGGAAUAUCUUUCAAUAACGGUUUCAUCUGAAGACAUCAUGAGUCGGGCGAUUUGCACUAUUUGUCGAUGUCGGUUAAUUGAGUUUCAUCAGUUUCACGUACGCUGCCAGGAAGUGCAAGAUGUGCUGCAAUUCCUCAUCCAAAAUGAAGAUAUAGAGACUGAAUGUGAGCAAUUGUUUCUCAAAGAUCAGCUCAAAUACGGCUGCAUAGACUGUGGAAAAAUGUUCGUGCUGCGUUUUUAUUUUCUAAAUUCCAGUCAACAUCUGGAUCAGCACAAGCAGACUCACACGAAAGUGAUUGAACAGGCAAGUGAAGAACAAUUAACGUCGGAUGAAGUACAACAACCUCUAACUCACGUCGCACGAGUAAAAGUAGAUCCAGCCGAAUACGUCGAAAAUAAUGUAUCACAAAACAUGCCUUUAGCAUUCAUUUCGUCUGAAUUAGCCAAAAAACGCAUGCAAAAUCUUGCAAAAUCACGUAAGAGCCACAAAAAAAAUCGCCGCAGGAACGUGGAAAAAGAGCGGACGACUGGUUUAGUAGACAUGAUUGACAUAGAAGAAGUCAAAAUUGAAGCACAUACAGAUGAUGAUGAUGGGAAAUUAACGAAUGGAAUGGUAGAAAAUUCAGUGUCAAUAUCCAAUGCAGUUGAUGCCGAUAAAUCAAAUAAGCUUAUAGAUAAAGCUAAAAGUGACUACAUAAAGAGAUCCGACCUAAAGCUGUCUGGUUCAGGCAAAAAGAAAACGGAAGAGUGUGAUAUUUGUCAUAGGAAAUAUGCGAACACGCUGCUUCUAUGGUCUCAUCGCAAGUUAGCACAUGGGCCAAAAAACUAUAAGUGCGACGUUUGUGGAAGUGCAUUUGCCCUGGAGCAGGAUCUAAAAAGGCAUAAUAGUACCAACAAGCAUUUGAAAAAACUGCAAAAAUUGUCCGUUAAGAACAAAUUAACAGAAUCAGAUCACAAUGCAAAAGGAAAUGCCGUUGCUUCGGAACCUAGUGUCGACGCAAUUGAGCGUGACAAUUUCUGCUCGAUCUGUAAUCGAACGUUCAAACGACAAUGCCAGUUCAAUGCACACAUGCGUAGUCACGAAAUCGAUGCACAGAAAUCAAGUGACACGGAGGGGACAGACAACGAGGAAGUUAUGUCAGAUGCCAGCGUAUAUACAUCCAAUAGUGAUCAGCCACUCGAGGUAACACCAAUGGUUUCAGACAGCAGCGUUCAUUCCUCUAAUGAUCAAUCACUUGGAGGAAAUGAAGUUAAGAGUGAUAAACCGUGGAAGUGUGUUUCGUGUCAUAGAUCAUAUGAUACAGAGAAGCAAUUGAAAAAUCACAAGAGAUUCCAUGCACCAAAAAAAUACCUGUGUCCUGUAUGUGGCAAACCAUUUGUGAAAAUGUAUGCUCUGCAAACGCAUAUUCCGACGCACAACGCAGUGCGUGAUUGGCCAAGGAAUCGAAAUGUGUCAACGAAACGAAACAAGCACUUGGAAAGACCCCACAAAUGUGAUAUUUGCCAAUCAUCGUACCGAACAUCAGUCGGUCUUAUCGGUCACAAAAAACAAGUGCACGGCCCGAAAAAUCACGUUUGCCAUCUUUGUUCCUACAGAUUUGCAACACGCAAAGACUUAACGCGGCACAUUCACACACAUUAUCGCACGUAACACAACUAUGACAAAAACUAUGCGAACGCUGUAGCUGGCCGAUUGCCCACCUAUAUCGCUACCUACAGUAUUAAUCAACCAUUCAAAACGAACGUGUCAGCAAUGCGUGUCCAAUGGUUUUGAUAAUUUUUGUAAGUGUCUGAGAGUACAUUACAUACAAUAAAAAAAUGUUGGU